Molecule: messenger RNA, 504 nt
Organism: Malassezia sympodialis ATCC 42132
Lineage: Eukaryota; Fungi; Basidiomycota; Malasseziomycetes; Malasseziales; Malasseziaceae
Gene: TMA19
Product: Tma19p
Cellular component (GO): cytoplasm
Molecular function (GO): calcium ion binding
Source: RefSeq, a predicted model, not a curated record
AUGAAGCUCUACACUGACAAGAUUAGCGGCGAUGAGAUGGUCUCUGACGGCUACAAGAUCCAGGAGGUCGACGACAUCGUGUACGAGGUCGACGCCUCGAUGAUCGUUGUGCAGGACGGCGAGGUCGACAUUGGUGGAAACCCGUCUGCCGAGGAGCAGGCUGAGGCUCUCGAGAACGGUGCUGAGCAGGUGAUCAACAUUGUGCACAGCUUCCGUCUGCAGGCCACCUCGUUCGACAAGAAGACCUACCUGUCCUACCUGAAGGGCUACAUGAAGUCGAUCAAGCAGGAGCUCCAGGAGUCCAACCCCGAGCGCGUGCCUGUGUUCGAGAAGAAGGCCGCCGAGUUCGCCAAGAAGAUCAUCGGCAAGUUCUCCGACUGGGAGUUCUACACGGGUGAGUCGAUGAACCCCGACGGUAUGGUCGCCCUGCUGAACUACCGCGAGGACGGUGUGACGCCCUACUUUGUCUUCUGGAAGGACGGCCUGAAGGAGACCAAGAUCUAA